AUGGCGUCAAUAGCCCCCCCCAACCAGGAGCCCAAGUGGGCGGCCGCCAUCUCGCCGCCCACCAUCGGCCCGGGCGGUACAGCCUCGCUCAUCUGCUCCACCGCCAUCGCCGCACCACCGUCGACAUGCGCCGAAGUGGUGCUAGACACGACGGCAUAUUCGGCCUGGAACCGAUGGAUUCCCGAGGCGCCCAUCCAGACCCCGUCCAAGGCCGCCGCCACCUUGACGCCGGCGUCCCUGCGCCACCUCGCCGCGAAGCCGGAGCAGAUGCUGCUCGCCGGCACCGAGUUCACCUUCCAAGUGCACAUGGACCCGGACGCUGCCAGCUACGACAACACCGAGCUGGUCGUCUCCUUGCUCGAAGAGUUCGAGCGCGACGGCCGCCGGGGUCUGCGCGUGGCCUGGAAGACGCGUGGCGACCCGUGGUAUCUCAGGGCUGAGCGCACGCAGGAGUUCGUCGAGAACGGCGAGGGUGGCACCGACUACACCUGCUUCGAGACCUUCCAGGGCCCGGCGGCUUGGCUGGUGAAGCUGGCGGUGGGAGCCAAGCUGGUGCAGGGCUUCGGCCUGUGGAUGACGGGGCUGAAGAAGGCGGCCGAGGAGAAAGCGCAGCAUGCUGGGCAUUAG
This is a messenger RNA of Anthostomella pinea, 627 nucleotides long. Lineage: Eukaryota; Fungi; Ascomycota; Sordariomycetes; Xylariales; Xylariaceae. The record is from the annotation of a GenBank genome assembly.